Aspergillus nidulans FGSC A4 is the source of this 5037-nucleotide messenger RNA. Its product is annotated as chromatin segregase YTA7. Gene Ontology annotation, cellular component: chromosome; chromatin; nucleus. Gene Ontology annotation, biological process: regulation of gene expression. The transcript has 2 exons. Lineage: Eukaryota; Fungi; Ascomycota; Eurotiomycetes; Eurotiales; Aspergillaceae. Bases 1 to 4896 code for a protein of 1631 amino acids. Gene Ontology annotation, molecular function: ATP-dependent histone chaperone activity; ATP binding; ATP hydrolysis activity. The record is from RefSeq and is a predicted model, not a curated record.
AUGGCCCGUAUCAAAAGAUCCCUGGAAGAGAUCGCGAAUAAAUCCGACUCAGAUGAUGACGACUACAGCGACCACCCCGUUCGUAACAGCCGGCGUUCUGCCUCGAAGUCGAAGUCGAGGAAGAAAAACCGUCCUACGAAGAAAAGGGCGCGGCGCGAUUCCGAUGAUGAUAUAGUCUCCGAUGAGGACGAAAUUAGCGAAUUCGAUGACGAAUUUGACUUCGAAGGGUCGCCCGAGGAGGAGGAUGUUGACGCUCCGAGAACAGCCCGGGGAACAGUCGCGCGCAGGGCCGCCACAAAUAGGCCAGUCUACAACGAGGGCUCAGAUAGUAUUGAGGAUGAGGAGGAAGAAGAUGAAGAAGACGUUGUUCCCUCUCCGAAGAAGGUGGUGAAGCUGAAAGUCAAUGCGCUGAAGCGGCAAGCGUUCUCGGAUAAUCCUACAGGCACUCGGCGUACCACUCGACGAAAUCGCGAUCCGUCUGAAGACAUAUAUGCAUUGACGAACUCGGGGCGCCAUGUUCAGACGGUGCAAAAAGGCACGCAUAGUCCAGAAGCAGAGCGCGGUCGCCGCUCGUCGCGCGGGUCUAAGCGCGCUCCCGAGGUCGAGGGUGAGGCUGACGAAGCUGACGCGAAGAUGGAGGAUCCCGAGGUUAUCGAGGAGACUUUGACAGAGAUCAAGACCUCACAGCUGGAGAUCCAAGAGAGUGCACCUAACUCUUUCAGAGAUGACGAUGGACAAGAUGCGCCAGCCGAGGAUGAAGGCUUUGUGCCAGAAUCUGAGAACGGUGAGGGAAAUACGAAAGUAGAUGAGGAUGAUGAUGAUGAUGACGACGACGAUGAGGGGCCAACUACAAGGCGACGGAAUAGACCUAACCGCAACCAAAAUACUCAAGAAGCCACACAACAAGACGAAGAAGAAAAUGGACUCCGUCGUUCCAGUCGUAAGAGACCGAAGUCUUCGCAGCGAAAAGAUGACGAGGAGAGCGAUUUCGAGCCAGAGGAAGACGACACACACGACGAGGACGAAUUAUCCCAGUCUGGAAAGUCCCAAGGUUCCCCGCGAAAAACCAGCCAAGCUCACGACGAUGAUUAUGAAAGCUCAACCGGCCGGCGCCCGGGCCUCCGUAAGAGGGCUUCUCGGUCACGUGGGGAGUCAGAAGCGGUCGAUAUCGCUGAAGAACUGGCUGAAGAACUUCAAGAUCUUAGAGGAGGCCGCCCGCGCCGCAGAGCACAGCAAGAGAUUGUUUAUGAGAAGCCCCGGCGCAGCCGCAAGAACGUUGAUUAUCGCAUUAUCCGCCCGGAUUUGGUCUUGCCGAUAGAGGAGGCGGAGAAUGAAGUCAACGAGUCCCCUUCGCGUCGAGGCCGUGGUGGAGGUGGCAGUACCUGGCAGCGCUCACUAUUUCCAACCUAUGGACCCUUCGGAGGCGGCGGGCCGUCUGCGAUUCUGGGACCACCAGGAGCACAUGCUGCAACUGGAGGAGUUGAUAGCGACAGUAGCGAUGACGAGGGAAUGCAGCAUCCUAAAGGGUCAAUAUCUGGACCUGCUGGCGGCAACCUGCCACUUCCUGGAGUCUUUGGAGCGCAAACCCACAGUACCGACGCGGUGCAAGGCCACUCUGGCACACCGGCAAACCUAGGCCGCGUCAAAGACAAGCAGGCACUAGCCGAUGCAGAUCCGCUGGGCGUCGACAUGAUAGUCAAUUUCGAUAAUGUAGGAGGGUUGCAAGGCCAUAUUGACCAGUUGAAGGAGAUGGUGUCUCUUCCGCUCCUGUACCCGGAGAUCUUCCAGCGGUUCCACAUUGUGCCUCCCCGUGGUGUUCUCUUUCAUGGACCGCCAGGAACGGGUAAAACCCUGCUGGCCAGGGCUUUGGCGAACAGUGUCAGCUCUGAGGGUCGCAAGGUCACGUUCUACAUGCGGAAGGGAGCUGAUGCGCUGAGUAAAUGGGUUGGAGAAGCCGAAAGGCAACUUCGUCUACUAUUUGAAGAGGCUCGCAAAACUCAGCCGAGUAUCAUCUUUUUUGAUGAGAUUGAUGGAUUGGCACCUGUCCGAUCAAGUAAACAGGAGCAAAUUCAUGCGUCGAUUGUCUCCACUCUUCUGGCGUUGAUGGACGGUAUGGAUGGCCGUGGUCAAGUCAUUGUCAUUGGAGCUACAAAUCGUCCGGACUCUAUUGACCCUGCUCUCCGCCGUCCUGGCCGUUUCGACCGGGAGUUCUACUUCCCCCUGCCAAACACCGAAGGUCGUCGUGCUAUCUUAGAUAUCCACACCAAGGGCUGGGAUCCACCACUACCAAAUUCGAUAAAGGACGAACUUGCGGAAAUCACAAAGGGUUAUGGAGGUGCAGAUUUGCGGGCUCUUUGCACGGAAGCCGCGCUGAAUGCAGUACAGAGAAGGUACCCUCAGAUCUACAAGUCGGAUAAGAAGCUCUUGAUUGAUCCCAGAACGAUUGAGGUUGCACCCAAGGACUUCAUGCUGGCAAUCAAGAAUAUAACCCCUUCUUCGGAGAGGUCGACAGGCUCAGGUGCAUCAAAGUUACCGAAGACAGUUGAACCUUUACUACGUCAGCCUUUGGCCGAACUCAAGAGUAUACUUUUGGAGAUUCUUCCACAGCGCAAGAGGCUCACUGCUCUGGAGGAGGCGCAAUAUGAAGAUUCCGUCGAGUCGUCGAUGGGCUUCCAACGCGAGCAGAUGCAGCAAGAAUUUGAGAGGUCGCGGGUUUUUCGACCGAGGUUGUUAUUACGGGGCGCUCUGGGAAUGGGUCAGCAGUACCUGGCGGGUGCUCUGUUACAUCACUUCGAGGGUCUUCACGUUCAAGCAUUUGAUCUUCCUACACUACUGAGCGAUUCUACUAGAACGCCUGAAGCGGCUGUCAUCCAGCUCUUUGCUGAAGUAAAACGACAUAAGCCUAGCGUUAUCUACAUCCCAGGCCUUCAGAAUUGGUCUCAGACCGUUGGUCAAGCUGUGAUAUCAACGUUCAUGGGCCUUCUACGGUCAAUCCCUCCUACUGACCCUGUCCUUCUACUUGGAGUCCUUGAGAGCUCUGAAGAUAUUGAUGCUACGCUGGUGAGAAAUCUAUUUGGCUACUCGAAGAAAAAUAUCUUCGAGCUCUCACCACCGGGCCAGGAGGCACGGUAUGAAUAUUUCGCUAAAGUGAUUGACCUCAUUAAAGCUUCGCCUUCUCAUCUCCCCGACCCUGACAAUCGGAAGAAGAGACAGCUUGAAGAGUUGGAAGUAGCGCCGCCGCCGCCGCCGCCAGAGAAGCCUCCGCUCUCGAAAGAGGAGCUGAAAGCUCAGAAGAAGAAAGAUUACCAGACACUAAACCUCCUCAAGAUUCGAAUUCAACCGAUCAUGGAUCAAAUCAAAAAGUACAAGCGGUUUAGGACAGGUGUCAUUGAUGAGUCUCAAAUUCGGUAUCUGUGGGAAGAAGAAGACCCGAACAUUGUCACAAGCGAUUUGCCCAUCGAACAGCGGACAACAUUCCGACCGUUUGAAAAGGCGCAGGAUAAGCACGGAGUUCCGGGUCUUCGGGAGACAGUGUCCGGCAAAUUUUUCUACAACUUAGAGAUUGUGACUAUCGAGAAGCGGCUUUCUAACGGAUAUUACAAGCGACCCAAGGACUUCUUGGCGGAUAUCAAACGUAUAGCCAAGGAUGCACGGCAGCUAAAUGACCAGGAACGUUUGCUCCGCGCGAACGAACUUCUAUCCAACGUUGAGGUUGAUAUCGCUACCAUUGAGCAAACGGAACCGGCGCUAGUGGCUGAAUGUGAGAAUGUUUACCUUCGGGAGCUGGAGCGGGAGAAGAUCGCAAUAGAGAAGGCGAAGAAGGCUCAAGAGGAGGAGGACGCAAUCGCAUACGGCGCCGCAAACCGGGUCCCGCGUGGGAAUACAGAUUCGGACCCAACGAGUGGACCCGUGGUGCUAGGCGCCUCAUUUCCAGAUCUUGGUCCUCAAAUCCCCGGCCGGCCUGUCACGCCUACACGCCGGUCAACUGUGAGUUUUAUGACAAAUGGAUAUCACCGCGGCGAUGGGUCGGAUUUGAACGAUUCGAAUGCAACUAAUGGCUCGCACGAAACUCACCCUGAUGGCGAUGGGGACACAUACAUGACAAACUCUGACCAGUCGGCUGGAAGGGACACGCAGGUAAGCUCGUUCGGACCAUCUGCCCAGCCCAAACCGGCCUACUCCAUGACCGCCCCCUCUCAGCAGGUCAGGCGAGAAUCGGGCCUAUCGAGCUUCUCGCAGAGAGGGCCCAUGACCCCCAUGGCUCCGGGAUCCCAACCAGCAGACUACAUCAAUGAAGCCUCGACAACGCAAACGACGUCGGACAAGAAGUCGUCAGAGCAGUCCUCUCACCCGCAUCACUACACCCAGAGCCCCGUUGUCAUCCACGGCACGCGACAAGAUUACCCGGACCUUACCUUGUAUCCCGACCGUGUUUCGCAGGAGGAGCAUCUCCCUGAUACCCAGCAAGGCGACAGCAGUCAGCCGUCUCCGCCCCAGCUACGCGAAUCUCAGGUUGUGCGCGCUGAAGUCCAAUCACAGCCUAAAUCGCAGCCGCCUGUACCUCUUUUCGACGCCGCUUCCAGACAACCAACCGCUCUGCAAGCCCUUCUCAAUGAAGAGGACGAGUCGCCGAAAUUGAUCAUUGACCACGAGUACGUGCGGAAUUUGCAUAAGGAGAUGGCGCAGCGCACGAGUGGAUGCUCUGUAGAGCAGCUCGAGCAGAUCAAUUCCGCGCUGAUGGAUGUGCUCUGGCAUACCCGCUGCGAUUGGAACCGUAGCAAAGUGGCCGCUGGGAUUCAGCACGCGUUCAAUGAUGUCCUCGAGGACAUGCAGGCCGUGCAGGAAAUUGGGCCGAUCAGUCAGAAGACGCAGGAUCAGCUCCACUCGAUGUAUUAGACUCUGUUCACCUCACCUGCCGUACCUGCAGCACUACGUACCUACUACCCCCUCCUCUACCUUUUUUGCACGCAUUUGGUUUUCUAUUGGCAGCAGCAAGCAUGGACUGUGUAAUGAGAUAAAUGGCGGAUAUUCAGACUU